AGAUGUCCUCAUCAGAGUGCCCCCUUACAUCAGGUGUCCCAUCAGAGUUCCCCCUUACAGCAGGUGUCCCAUCAGAGUGCUCCCUUACAUCAGUUGUCCCCAUCAGAGUCCCCCCUUAUAUCAGGUGUCCCCAUCAGAGUGCCCCCUUACAUCAGGUGUCCCCAUCAGAGUGCCCCCUUACAUCAGGUGUCCCCAUCAAAGUGCCCCCAUACAUCAGGUGUCCCCUUACAUUAGGUGUCCCAAUCAGAGUGCCACCUUACAUCAGGUGUCCCAUCAGAGCGCCCCCUUACAUCAGUUCCCCCUUACAUCAGGUGUCCCCAUCAGAGUCCCCCCUUACAUCAGCAGGUGUCCCAUCAGAGUGCCCCCUUAUAUCAGGUGUCCCAUCAGAGUGCCCCCUUACAUCAGGUGUCCCCAUCAGAGUGCUCCCCUUAUAU
Molecule: messenger RNA, 434 nt
Organism: Staurois parvus
Lineage: Eukaryota; Metazoa; Chordata; Amphibia; Anura; Ranidae
Source: the annotation of a GenBank genome assembly